AUGCAUGCCAGCAUUCUGCUCCUUUCUAUUAUCGUUUCCACUUCCCUAGCUUCAAUCAUCCCGAGGCAUCACGGCCAGGCUCACCAUCCCCAGCCCUCUGCCUGGUCGGGAGUGUUCCACGACGGCGGCGACACUGGGAACAGUGGGUCGGGUACUAUUGUACCGUCCCUCCCCCCAAUGAACCCUAUCAGUAUCCGCUCCGAUCCUGAGUCAGAACUGCCGGCCACCAACGCUGAGCGCCUCCGCAUGGGUCUCCCGCUCAAGGCGCCGACUCCGGUGUUGAGGGCAAGGCAAGCGCAGGGCUCCCCAACCUUCACAUCCGAAUUAGACUCCGCAAUUGAGAUGGAUGCCACCGUCAAGAAAUUGGACAGGGUCGUCAUAGGAGAGCUUGGGAAGGUGCAAAAAAGGGGUGAACUUCCCCUUCGUCCUGUCCUUGCGUCACAGAAGAUGGAAGGGUACAUUGCCGUUUCCCUCUGGCCCGAUGACCGGACGCUCGGCUACCUGUCCUGCACAUCCGUACAAUGCGAAGUCAUCCCUUCUAUCGCUGGUUCACGGGCAACAGUGUUCACUUUCACUUCCGCGGGCGUAGAUGAGCACGUUGAACUGUCCUUUGCCGGGGGAGUCAUCGGUGGUCAGAUGGCCGAUCCGGAGGAUACCACGAACAUUGCCCUGCGCCCGUUAAGCAGCUCGACGAAUACCCCUGAAACCCAGUCUCAACUUUUCUCCUAUUCUUCCGAUUCCCACUUGCUCACACCCUUCUGGUCGAACCCCUCGCACACGUCGUCCGUACAGCUUGCCCUUUCUGGAUCCUCUGAUUCUGGUUUGCGGCUCACGUCCGAUGUCGAGGGAUUGAAGGACGCGAGGUACUGCAAGGACUGCAAGGUAGAUGGACCUCUGGCGUGUUUGAGUCGUGGCUGGGACAUAGGCGCAUACAUCGACCUCUCUCACCGUUCCCACCACCUUGAACACGUCCUCAACGCGCAUACAUCGACUUUCACCGUCGUCACUCUCACCCCAACCACCAUGUUCUCCAACAUCACCAACAAGCUGCAGGAGACGUUGUCAAACCUCACCGACCCCCAUCACGGAGCACCCUUCAACUCAGACAGCGCCUCUCCCCCCUUGGGCGGGUCGCGCACUCUAGCGCUAGAUCAACUCUCACAGUCUCUCCGUUCACUUCAGGUCCAAUAUGGAUCCUAUGUUCCUCCAUUCCUCCGCACUCUCCAGCUUCUCAUUACCGGCGAGAAGACGCUUGGCCUGGCUUACGAGUCUGCUGCACAAGCAGGGCGCAACCAUGCGCGUGAUCUGUACUUCUGGGGGCAAGAGCAAGAGACCGAUGUCAAGGAUGUCACCGACCGCCUCGCUUGGCUCGAAUAUAACUCAUGCACUCUCUCGGCUCAAGUCGGCACGGUCCUCUCUGGUGACGCCCGUGCCCCCCUCAAGCAGCUUCGGGAGGCCGAACAGCUCCUUGCACCGCGGCGCGCAGCACGCCAAGCUGCGGAAUUCCAGCUGCAACGUACACAAACUCAGAGGGAGAAGGAUAAAAUUAUUGCUGGACUCAGGCAGGCUGCCGCGCAGGACGCAGAACUGGAGGCGCGUGUGGCGCGGGCGAGUCGUGAGGGAGUAAGGGAGGAAGAGCGCGCUAAAUGGAGGGCAAGGAGGGAAUACGCUGAACGAUUAGUGCUGUUAUGCCGAGGAGCUGAGGAACUGCUCGACCUCAUUCCCCCUGUUCCUACCGGCGCACCUACGGCAGCGGGAAUCGCUCUCGCAGGAACGACGGCCGAGAAGCAAGCCCCGUAUGACCCGGCCAAGAGCGCAGACAUCAAGAGUGCAGUGCAGCACGCGCUCGACACCUACGUCCUAGCCCAACCGGAACCGCUCGCAGUGCCCCGGGGGGCAAACCUCUCGCGUGCGGCUAGCGAUCGUCGCGGGUUCGGUGAAACGCAUGGAGGGGAGAUUGCCGCUACCUCCGCUCCUGGUGGAGACCACCCACCGGUAAGUGCACUCACCGCUCCAAGUUCGGGAACGACAGCUCCGCCGCCAAGCGCAAUUCUCCCUCAGCCAGGGAGGUUCCUCGCACCGACUGCCGCACCAGGUUCGGUAGGCUCAGCUCCUGGUUUGCCGUCCCAACCUGCGCCCACUUCCCCAUUGUCACACCAUAGCAUUCUUGCGGGGUCUCCCCAACCGCUGAAUCCCUCGACGCUGAAUCAAGCCCCUGCACCGCUUCCACCGCCAAUAACAAGCCCGGCUACUUCCCCCACUCCCCUGCGCACCUUGCCGCCACUCGCUUCUGCCACUCUCGGGUCUGCUGGUGCACCCGAGGAAACGACCACGACGACGGGAGCCAUGCCCACCAUUGCAGAGACUGGGGUGCCUAUAUCUGGUGGCGGGCCCAAGCAAGGCAGUCUGCGGAAGGAUGAUCACCAAUCGACUGUGAGCGGAAGGUAUAUGACUGCCGAAGAAGAGAAACGGGCUCUAGAGCGCGCGGAGAGGGAGAGGAUUCUGCAUGGUCAGGCCAGUCCAGGAGCGAGCGGAAGUGGGGCUUACCCAUCGGGAGGCCCGCAGGUGCCGCCUAAGGAGACGGAUGGCGAGAAACAGGCGAAGGAGGAGAAAGAGAGGCUGGAGAGGGAGGAAAGGGAACGGUUCUUGCGCGGCGAAGGUGGGAAGAAAUAUGGAGACGAUGAUGAUCUUCCCCCGUAUGCUGCUUGAGUGUUGCGGAAAGCCG
Messenger RNA from Dacryopinax primogenitus, 2725 nucleotides. RefSeq lists its product as uncharacterized. The transcript has 4 exons. Gene Ontology annotation, biological process: endocytosis; eisosome assembly; negative regulation of protein kinase activity. The record is from RefSeq and is a predicted model, not a curated record. The coding region runs from base 1 to 2709 and encodes 902 amino acids. Gene Ontology annotation, molecular function: lipid binding. Lineage: Eukaryota; Fungi; Basidiomycota; Dacrymycetes; Dacrymycetales; Dacrymycetaceae. Gene Ontology annotation, cellular component: plasma membrane; eisosome filament.